Procambarus clarkii (red swamp crayfish) is the source of this 342-nucleotide messenger RNA. The record is from RefSeq and is a predicted model, not a curated record. Lineage: Eukaryota; Metazoa; Arthropoda; Malacostraca; Decapoda; Cambaridae.
AUGGAGGACCAGCUCCACCACACGGAGCGUGGAGGACCAGCUCCACCACACGGAGCGUGGAGGACCAGCGCCACCACACGGAGCGUGGAGGACCAGCUCCACCACACGGAGCGUGGAGGACCAGCUCCACCACACGGAGCGUGGAGGACCAGCUCCACCACACGGAGCGUGGAGGACCAGCUCCACCACACGGAGCGUGGAGGACCAGCUCCACCACACGGAGCGUGGAGGACCAGCUCCACCACACGGAGCGUGGAGGACCAGCUCCACCACACGGAGCGUGGAGGACCAGCUCCACCACACGGAGCGUGGAGGACCAGCUCCACCACACGGAGCCAGUAA